AUGGCCUUCUUCGUAAAAAAGAAGAAAUUCAAGUUUCGGACCAAUCUGACUCUGGAGGAGCUGACCGCUGUGCCUUUUGUCAACGGAGUUUUGUUCUGCAAGCUGCGGCUGCUGGAUGGAGAUUUUGUCGCCUCUUCCACAAGACAGGAAGUUCAAGAAAACUGUGUCCGCUGGAGGAAGACGUUUACCUUCGUUUCCAAAAUGAGCGCCAGCCCCCACACCGGAGUCCUGGAUCCUUCUGUCUGCAGAGUGUCGGUCAGGAAGGAACUCAAAGGAGGAAAAGCAUAUACGAAGCUGGGCUUCACAGACCUGAACAUGGCGGAGUUUGCAGGCUCUGGCUCCACUGUGCGCUGCUGCCUGCUGGAGGGAUACGACACCAAGAACACACGGCAGGACAACUCCAUACUGAAGGUGAUCAUCGGGAUGACCCUUCUGUCUGGAGAUCCGUGUUUUAAAACUCCUCCCAGCACGGCAAAGUCCAUCUCCAUCUCGGGCCGAGAGCACACCCUGCAGCUGGACUGUAAGGGGGAGGGUACCGCUGAGCUGGGGCCGGCAGGAGGGGUUUCUCUGGGCCGAGCUUCCAAACCUCGACCCUCGAUCGUCAGCUCAGGUCUGUUGGAAGAAUCAGACGCGAACCAGUCGAUUCCCGGAGAAAUCUUCCAGUCUGGUCACUCUCGUAACUCCAGCUACGCCAGCCAGCACAGCAAAAUCUCAGGCUACAGCACUGAGCACUCUUGCUCCUCCAGCCUGUCCGACCUCACGCAUCGCAGGAACACCUCGACAGGAAGCAGCACCUCUGGGGGGCUGUGCUUCAAUGCUGAUACCUCUACAGAGGGAGACAAGGACGCUGGACGCCCAGAAAGACCACCAAGGCCCCCGAGGCCUGUCUUACCCCCUAACAGGCCUCCCAGGAGGAAGCAGGACUCUGUGGAGAGUCAGCCCUCCUGGGUAGACGACACCCGGAUAGAUGCUGACGACAUUGUGGAGAAAAUCGUCCAAAGCCAAAACUUUGCAGACAUCAACAACACUGAAGACAGCAACCUGCGUCUGUUUGUGAACAGAGACGGAACCACUGCGCUCAGCGGCAUCAGGCUCGGAAACAGGGUCUCUGCAGGCGGGUACGAGCCCGUUGUGAUCGAGAGCCAUUAA
Scomber scombrus (Atlantic mackerel) is the source of this 1149-nucleotide messenger RNA. It is a transcript of the gene eeig1a, whose product is annotated as estrogen-induced osteoclastogenesis regulator 1a. The record is from RefSeq and is a predicted model, not a curated record. Bases 1 to 1149 code for a protein of 382 amino acids. Lineage: Eukaryota; Metazoa; Chordata; Actinopteri; Scombriformes; Scombridae. The transcript is spliced from 11 exons.